Messenger RNA from Episyrphus balteatus (marmalade hoverfly), 1186 nucleotides. RefSeq names its product E3 ubiquitin-protein ligase FANCL (gene Fancl). Gene Ontology annotation, cellular component: Fanconi anaemia nuclear complex; nucleus. The record is from RefSeq and is a predicted model, not a curated record. Gene Ontology annotation, biological process: interstrand cross-link repair; protein monoubiquitination. The coding region runs from base 350 to 1096 and encodes 248 amino acids. The transcript is spliced from 4 exons. NCBI's taxonomy places the organism in Eukaryota, Metazoa, Arthropoda, Insecta, Diptera, Syrphidae. Gene Ontology annotation, molecular function: ubiquitin protein ligase activity.
UCUGAAUUAUAUUUGGCCCACUAAAACCUUAAACGAAUUCCUUCUCAAAUAUCCCGGUCUAUUACAAUCAACCGAAAACAAAUCCGAAUUCUAUGGAAACAUUAAAAUCAAGAAUAAAAGGUUCCAUGUAAGAUUGUUUUGUCCCAACUUUCCUUCAACAAACGAUUUCAAACUCACUGUCAACAAUGGAAUCGCUGUAAAUAUCCUUGAUAACUUUGAUCCAUCAAAGACAAUCAAUCAAAUCAUCGAAGAUAUACCAAAUAUAUUACAAAACUCUCACAAUCUUAAUUGUGAAGGAUCCUUUUCCUUAUUUGAAGCCCAGAAUGAAAUCCUUAAACUUAAAUCUCCAAUGUACAAGAUUUAUACCAAUUCCCAAUUCAGUUCCAUUCGAUUUACAGACUUUGAUCGAUUCAAAGGACACUACUUACAACUUGGAUUUGACAAUACAAAAAAUUAUACAAUAUUCGAUCAUAGUCUUCCAAAAGGUAUUCAAUGGGAAGACGUUUUACUCUCAACAAGUUCAUCAGUUAAAUGCUUUUUAGAUCAAUUUUUUAAAUUUCUUGAAGAAUUGAAAGACUUUUAUACAAAUUUAGCUGACAUAGAUGAACUUUGUUAUGUCGUUCAACCUUUAAGACCCUCCACAAAAGAAAAUUGGAGAAUAUUCAAAUUAAAAGACAGAGUCUUUGUAAAAAUUGUUCUCGAUCCUUUUACAUCUUCUCCAGUUAAUUUGAAUCUUUAUGGACCAACUUAUGAAGUCGAAUCACUUCGUUCAAUUUUAAGUGAAGGUUUGAAAAAUUGGGAUACUGAAAUGGAUGUUCAUGCAAAUUUGUUGAGAACAUUUGAGUUGACUUAUUUCCCGAUGGUCAAUGAAGGGACGGAAGAAUGUUGUAAUAUUUGUUAUUGUUAUCAGUUAGAGGAACAUGUUCCAUUUAUUUCAUGUGAUAAUAGAAGUUGCAGUUUGGUAUAUCAUGCAAUAUGUUUGAAGGAAUGGUUUACUACAUUGGCUGAUGGGAAGGUGUUUUUGGAUGUUUCAUUUGGGGCAUGUCCAUUUUGUAAGACGAAACUUUCUACUACAUUUGCUGAUAUGUUGAAAUAAUGGAAAAGAGAUGAAAAUAAAGAUUUACUUUUAAAAUUAUUAAGUUUGAAACUAUCUUGGUAAGUUUUAUGGAAUCUCUUCUCUUUUUUU